AUGUCAACACAAAAGCUCCACGUAGGCGUCGCAGGCCUCGGCCGCAUGGGCAAGCGCCACGCCCUCAACUUCCACCAGAACGUCCCCCGCGCAUCCCUCGUCGCCGUCUCCUCCCCCGACGCCGCCGAGCGCCAAUGGGCCUCCGAGACCCUCGCCCCGCACGGCGUCGCCGUCUACGAGUCCUACGACGACAUGCUCGCCCACGCCGGUCUCCAGGCCGUCUGCGUCGCCUCCGCUACCGCCGUCCACGCCGAGCAGGCCAUCAAGGCCAUCGACGCCGGCAAGCACGUCCUCUGCGAGAAGCCCCUCGGCACGACUGUUGAGGUGUCCCAAACAGUAGUCGACGCAUCCGUCCGCCGCCCCGAGCUCAAGGUAAUGUGCGGCUUCUCCCGCCGCUUCGACGCCUCCUACCGCGACGCCCACGCAAAGAUGUCCGCCGGCCUCAUCGGCCGCCCCGCCGUCCUGCGCUCCCAGACCUGCGACGUCCUCGACCCCACGGGCUUCUUCGUCGCCUACGCCCAGUUCUCCGGCGGCAUCUUCGUCGACUGCUCCAUCCACGACAUCGACCUCGCCCUGUGGUUCUUCGACGAGGACAAGAGCAAGGUGAAAUCCGUCCACGCCGUCGGCAUCACCGCCGUCGAGCCCGACCUGCGCAAGCACAACGACCGCGACAACGCCGUCGGCACCGUCGAGUUCUACGACGGCCGCAUUGCCUACCUGUAUGCCUCGCGCAUGAUGGCCGCCGGCCAGGAGGAUUCGACUGAGAUUAUUGGCACCAAGGGCAAGCUGACGGUGAACCUGCUGCCCGCCGAGAACCACGUCAAGAUCUACCAGCCCGGCGGCAUCAGGCAAGAGCUGCCCCAGACCUACUGGGACCGCUUCAGGGCGGCGUUCACGACGGAGGCGAUUGAGUUCACAGAGAGCGUGUUGGAGGACAAGCCCGUGCCGGUGAAGCUGACGUCUGCUGUUGCCGCAGUCAAGAUCGGCGCUGCAUUACAAGAGUCCAUGAUCACGGGGCAGAAGAUCUGGUUCGACGAGAGUGGAAACCGGACAGAGAAGGCUCAGUUGUAA
Molecule: messenger RNA, 1071 nt
Organism: Colletotrichum chrysophilum
Lineage: Eukaryota; Fungi; Ascomycota; Sordariomycetes; Glomerellales; Glomerellaceae
Exons: 2
Coding region: 1-1071 (356 amino acids)
Biological process (GO): NADPH regeneration
Cellular component (GO): cytoplasm
Molecular function (GO): nucleotide binding; oxidoreductase activity
Source: RefSeq, a predicted model, not a curated record